CACACACACACACACAAGUCUACUCAACUCUAAUCUCUCGCGCUUCGGACUCUGUCUGGACUCUCUGUAAUCGACCAUGUAUUCCUAAUAACCGGUUGGUGUUUUAACCUGAAGCAUGUGCGGAUCGCCGUCCAUUACUCGUGUAGUUGUGCUGUGUGUGUUGUUGAACUGCUCGCUGUGUGUAAAGAUCCUCCGUCGAGAUGUUCUCAGACUCAGAGAGGAAUGGAUUGGUGCUGAUCGGCUGCUGCCUCGGCUCAGACUCCACACCGUUCUCCAUCAGCGGGACGUGUGUGUGCGCGUGAGGCUGUGUGUUCAUCCUCUGCUGAAAAAUGAAACGCUGGAGAUUAACUUCAGUGACUCUGAAUCUGGUGUCUCCGACACGCUGCGCCUGAUCCCGCAGACACAGCACAGUGUUCUCUGGUGGAUAACCGGUGAUGAUCAGCCUCACGCAAGAAUUCAGACACACGAAACGAACAGGACGUCCCAUCAGACCGCUUGGAUCCUGAAGUACGGCUGUUUCCCGGUGCGGCGCGGCUCCACGGUCACAGUGUCCGUUCACAAAGGCGCAGAGAUGCUGAUCCGUCAAUCUUACACCGUCACAGAUGAUCUUCCAGUUCCUGAAGUCUCUGUGGACGACCGUGAUAAACACUCAGAUGAUGCAGUGCCUGACGCCCGUGUGACUGUGGACGAGCGUCAUAAGCGCUUCACUGUCCGUCUGGAAACGAAUCGACUGGUGAAGAUCAGCCUGUGCUACAAACACUCGUUCCGGGAGUGUGUGGGCUUUCAUUUCCAGAAGAUCGAUCCGGCUGUCCAUCAAACCGUCAAUCUGAGCUUCCCGUUCCUGGUUCCGUGUGUGUGUGUGCAGCUGUGGUUCACCAGCCCUGAUGCCAGACGAGUCACACACUGCCCUCUAAAGGAGGGAACGCUGCCACAUGGCGCUGAUAUCUUGUCCUCCAGCUCAGCAAGAGUCCUCGGCUCUGUUCUGCAUUGGGAGCCUCUCUGUCCUGACGACCAAUCAGAUGUCUCGGUCUCUCUGUGCUGGCGAAUCGGCAUGCAGAACUCUGACUGUGUCCCCGCCCCCAACGCCACCCUCUACGGGACUAAACUGAAGUAUAACGUGUCUGCUGUCGACGAACAUCCUCAGAUGUGUGUGAAGUUUUCUCUGAACGGCAGCCGGCGAGUGUUCUGUCCCUUCGAGUCGGAGAGCCGAUCUCAGUGGAGUGUGAGGGUCGUCCCCGGGUCUCUGCGUCUGCAUGUGUACCUGACGUCUGACACCGCCGCUGCUUUCGCGGCGCAGCUCUGCGUCCGAGAUGGAGACGUGUGUGUAUCGCGAGGACUCGUCACCUCGCGGCAGCUGGACGGGGGCGCCGCCGAGAUGAGCCUGCGCUUCCCCUUCCUCUCAUCAGGAUUGUGUGUGCAGGUGUGGCGCUUGGAUCUCCUUGGAAGAAGAAUAAUCUGCCCUGACUUCACACACAGGCGAUGGGGUCUCGUGAUCGGCACGUCUCUGACUCUCCUGGCUCUCCUGUGUCUCCUGGUGUUCGUCACACGCUGGCUGAUCAGAAGAAUCACAUCAGUGUGGCGUAGCGCUGACCGACGCCCCGUGCUGCUUGUGUGCUCGUCUAACGGCUCAACACACAUCUCUGCAGUGUGCAGUUUGGCCUCCGGCCUGCAGGGGGUGCUGUGUAUGGACGUCAGGCUGGCGCAGUGGAUGCAGUGCCAGCCACAAUCCUCUCUGGCUCAGCUGGGACCCGUGCCGUGGCUGUACGGUCAGUGUCGGGCCGUUCAGAAGGCCGGCGGGCUCGUCCUGAUCGUCUGGAGCCCUGACGCGCAUCGGGCUUAUCGAAGAUGGAGGAACAGCGAAGGAAAGGUUAACUUCAGUGCUGUUGAAGAAGAAGAAGAGGAGGAGGAAGAAGCAGAAGAGGAAGAAUGCAUGGAGAAACCAGUUGAGCUGUCGUGCGUCACGGCUCCUGUGUUUAACGCUGCGCUGUCCUGUCUGUGGAUGGGAAUACGCAGCGAUGGCUACGCUCGGGGAUUCAGGCUAGUUAGCUUCCAGAACAACAACAAUAACACUUUCAUCCCUAAACGGCUCCGGUGUGUCCGGAAGUACUGCCUCCCGAAGGACCUUUCGUCUUUAAUACACGACCUGACCGGCUCAACCACUAGAUGGCGAUGUUGGCCACGUCUUCUGUCCAAAGUGCUGUCGUUCUUCGUGUCUCGGCAGCUCGCGCCGACGCUAGCGGCGAAGCUUCCCACGCCGACCGACAGCCCUAAACUCGUUCCUGGCUUCUCACGGAAAGUAGCGAAACGAAAGACGUGGAGGCAAAAGAAGCGCAGAAGUAAAGUCGUAACAUCGUGCUUGUCCAGAAAAGGGAGUUGGAAGAAAAAGACUGCGCCGGAGCCAAUGAAUUCGUAGCAUGCGAUGGUGCAAAAAAAAUAUGGACGUGACGUCACCCGUUGGUUUCUGAAGAGCAUUUUUAAAGUGGGCGGAGCCGGCCGUCCUCAUUUUGGCUGCACGUCACUCCCGGGCAGCGAGGUGGAUUAGCAUGAUGCUAACAGACAGCAGACGAGCGCUAGUAGUGACAUCAGCGGCAAUCCAGCUGUCACUCAAGUGGCCACGCCUUUAAUUAUGCGGAACUUUAAGGCUUAAUGUAAUUUUAACGGAUGCGUUAUAAAACAAUUCAGCCCCUUCACAGUCG
Molecule: messenger RNA, 2696 nt
Organism: Pimephales promelas (fathead minnow)
Lineage: Eukaryota; Metazoa; Chordata; Actinopteri; Cypriniformes; Leuciscidae
Gene: il17re
Product: interleukin 17 receptor E
Molecular function (GO): interleukin-17 receptor activity
Source: RefSeq, a predicted model, not a curated record